This is a messenger RNA of Orussus abietinus, 1930 nucleotides long. Its product is annotated as cytochrome P450 4C1. Lineage: Eukaryota; Metazoa; Arthropoda; Insecta; Hymenoptera; Orussidae. Gene Ontology annotation, molecular function: heme binding; monooxygenase activity; oxidoreductase activity, acting on paired donors, with incorporation or reduction of molecular oxygen. The transcript is spliced from 12 exons. Bases 1 to 1566 code for a protein of 521 amino acids. The record is from RefSeq and is a predicted model, not a curated record.
AUGGUCCUCCCUCUGACGCUCUCGUUAAUAACAAUUGGAGUUCUCUGCGGAUUUGUUGCGCUUUUCUUGUACCACUGGAAAAGAUUACGUUUAUACAGAGCUGCCGCAAAAUUUCCUGGACCGCCGGCAUAUCCAAUUAUAGGAAACUCGCUCAUCUUUAUAGGAAGUACUGCAGAUAUCUUCAAGAAGAUCAUCGAGCUUCUGGACGCUUAUCCUUCGCCGUUUCGAGCUUGGCUAGGAGGUCGUCUUUUCUUCGCAGUUCACGAUCCCGACCAAGCGAAGGCAAUUUUUCUAAGUCCGAAAACUCUUGAAAAGGAGGACCUCUACAAAUUCGCUCGUCCUUGGCUGGGCACCGGAAUAUUUACAGCUCCAGUUACAAAAUGGCGUAUCCACCGAAAGCUGAUCAUGCCCACAUUCAAUCAAAAAAUAUUGGAGUCCUUUGUCGACAUUUUUGCAAAUCAAUCGAUGAUAAUGGUCCGCGAGAUGGAGGUCGAAGUAGACGGCAAGGAGUUCGGCAUAUUUAAAUAUGUAUCUCUUUGCACUUUAGAUAUUAUAUGCGAAACUGCUAUGGGGAUAUCGAUGAAGGCACAAACUGACAAUGACUGCGUCUAUGUGGAUUCGGCUACCAGAAUGUUCGAGCUGAUCUUAACAAGAAUGUUCAAAAUCUGGUUGCAUCCCGAUAUUAUUUUCAAAUUCACACGUUUGGCAAAAGAACAACGACAAUGUAUUAAGUACUUGCACAACGUAACUAACAAUGUGAUUCAAAAGAAGAAAGCUGCCUUGAGCGGAACCGAAGACAGCCAAGAUAAUAACAAGGAAAAUACACAGGAUGGAUUGCGUAGGAAGAUUUUUCUGGACAUGCUGAUGGAAUUGUCACACGAAGGGACUAAAUUUACAGAUGAAGAACUUCGCGAGGAAGUGGACACAAUGAUGAUUGCCGGUAACGACACGACGGCAACCGUAAAUUGUUUCGCCAUGUUAAUGUUGGCUAGCUUCCCCGAAGUGCAAGAAAAAGUUUAUCAAGAGUUACUGGACAUUUAUGGACCUGAUGAUAUAGAGACAGCACUCGUCAGAAAUGAAGAUCUGCAGCGAAUGGAGUAUCUUGAACGUGUUAUUAAAGAGACUUUAAGACUUUUUCCAGUCGGGCCAAUUCUUGUGAGACGGGUAACACAGGACUUUGAUAUUGGCGGCCAUAUUUUGCCUGAAGGAAGUUCAGUAGUGCUCGGAGUCAUCAAGCUGCAUCGAAAUGAGGAUUACUGGCCAGAUCCCUUCAAAUUUGACCCAGAUAGAUUUUUGCCAGAAGAAGUCGCCAAACGCCAUCCUUAUUGUUGGGUUCCAUUCAGUGCUGGACCCAGAAAUUGCCUAGGGCUAAAAUAUGCAAUGAUGGCAAUGAAGGCACUUUUGUCUACAGUACUCCGCAAUUAUAAACUGAUCAAGGACAAUCCCGUGCCAGUGAAGGACAUUCAACUGAAAUUAGAUGUUGUACUGAAAGCAGCUAAACCAGUCACAAUGAGAAUCGAAAGAAGAAAUCGUAAACAUCACACAAACUCAAAUAGAGAACUUUAAGGGAUCAAGGAUCGUUCAAAAGAAUAAACACACAUAUUCAUCUACGUUAACAUAUAUCGCAACUACAUAACAUUUAUCGCAAUAUUUUUUAUAGAACAUCAUAUACAAAGUUUCUGACUGAUAAUAUGAUAAAAGAAACAAGCUUACGUUAAACAAAUACCAAUUUACAACUUACACGUGCAUUUAACCUUUUUGUAACACGGUUAAUUCAUUUCAUGUUGUAUCGAAAUAGUGUUAAGCGAAACUUAAAAGUAGUACAAAUUAGGUGAAUACAUUAUAUGAAAACUGGAUUGUCAGGGUGCACUGAAAAAAAUCCAUGGAAAUUUACAUACAUUUUUACACCCUGUGUAACUGAAGUUUUACA